UAGUUCCUGUAAGAAUUCCUUGCCACUGGGAAGUGUAGUUCAUUUCAUAACAGACUAUCGUUCUUUCCGAAUCAAGCAGCCGUGUUUAAAAACUACAUCUCCCAUGAUGCCUUUCUGUAUUGCGUUUCGGAUACGGAAGCUACUUUGGGAAAAUUAAAGACGCAUGGCAAACUUGUGGAAAAUGUCACAGCACGGUACCAAGAAAAGAAAAUUAGAUAGGAGUACAGAGGAUUACAUGUACUUUGACAGCUACUCCGAUGUCACUAUUCACGAAGAGAUGAUUGCAGACACUGUGCGCACUAAUACGUACAGAAUGGGCAUUUUUAAAAACAGUAAGUCAAUAGAGGGGAAAGUGGUGCUUGAUGUGGGAGCCGGUACCGGCGUCUUGAGCUUAUUCUGUGCGCAAGCAGGGGCCAGGAAGGUUUAUGCAGUCGAAGCGAGCUCGAUCGCCGAUCAGGCUGUGAGGAUCGUAAAACUGAAUCAGAUGGAGGACACAAUCGAAGUCAUUAAAGCCACACUAGAGACAAUCGAACUGGCCGAACAGGUAGAUGUGAUCGUCAGUGAAUGGAUGGGCUACGCGCUCCUCCACGAAUCCAUGCUGAACUCAGUGAUCUUCGCCCGGGAUAAGUGGCUCAAACCCGGUGGCCUCAUAUUACCGUCCCGCGCGGAUCUUUACAUCGCUCCCAUAAACGAUCUGGUGGUGGAGGGUAGAUUGAAUUUCUGGAGCACCGUCAAAGCACAGUACGGCGUGGACAUGUCCUGCAUGACCGACUUUGCCAGGAAGUGCAUCAUGAACAAAGACAUCACUGUGAAUCCGGUGACGGUAGAGGAUGUGCUUUCCCACCCGUGUAAGUUUGCCGAGCUGGAUUUGAACACGGUCACGUUGGAGCAGGUCAGAGAUGUGAGGGGCGUGUUCAGCUGCCAGUGCUUCGGCUCGUCCUCCAUCCACGCCUUUUGUGUGUGGUUCACGGUGACUUUCCCCUCUGAGGAGAAGGCCCUGGUGCUCUCCACAUCUCCCUUCAAACCAGAGACACACUGGAAACAGGCUGUGCUGUAUCUGGAUGAUGCUGUGGAUGUGAUGCAGGACACUAAAGUUGAGGGGGAGAUCAGUUUGUAUCCCUCCGAGGAGAAUACUAGACAUAUAUGCAUCCAUGUGGACUAUUCAAUAGGUGAACAGAAAAAGCACUCCAAAACUUUUUCUAUUCCUGAUCAGUAUUUAGAAGUUAAAUAGAGAUUUGGCCAUUAUUUAUUUGUAGUUAUUUCCCUAGUCAAAUAGAAGGAAUGCUAAUGAAAUUUGGAAUUUGAAGUCUCAUUGUGAUGAAAUAAACAGAAUCACUGGAUACACUGGAAAA
Molecule: messenger RNA, 1352 nt
Organism: Carassius auratus (goldfish)
Lineage: Eukaryota; Metazoa; Chordata; Actinopteri; Cypriniformes; Cyprinidae
Product: protein arginine N-methyltransferase 6
Exons: 1
Coding region: 164-1231 (355 amino acids)
Biological process (GO): peptidyl-arginine methylation, to asymmetrical-dimethyl arginine; chromatin remodeling
Molecular function (GO): protein-arginine N-methyltransferase activity; histone methyltransferase activity
Source: RefSeq, a predicted model, not a curated record